This is a messenger RNA of Brassica napus (rape), 753 nucleotides long. RefSeq lists its product as uncharacterized. Bases 1 to 753 code for a protein of 250 amino acids. Lineage: Eukaryota; Viridiplantae; Streptophyta; Magnoliopsida; Brassicales; Brassicaceae. The record is from RefSeq and is a predicted model, not a curated record. The transcript is spliced from 3 exons.
AUGAGUGAUCUCGGGCAGUUAACCUAUUAUCUGGGAAUAGAAGUACAUCAGUAUAAAGGAGGAAUUAUGCUGACACAGGCGAGGUAUGCACGAAAUAUACUUGAAGAGGUCGGGUUAAGCGCUUGCAAACUAUCACAUGUGCCGAUGGAAUUGAAUGUGAAUCUGUCAAAAGCACCCGAUGAACGAAAUAUUGAUGAAGGCGAGUUUAAGAGAGGAAUUGGGUGUCUACGUUAUUUACUACAUACGCGGCCUGACCUAUCAUUCAGUGUGGGAGUACUUAGUAGAUAUAUGCAGGAGCCCAAAGAGUCACACCGCGCGGCACUGAAGCAAGUCCUAAGGCAUUUACAUGGAACAUGUGAUCUUGGUCUUGUGUUUUCCGGUGGAGGAAUUGCGGAUUUGGUGGGUUAUAGUGAUAGCUCACACAAUGUUGAUAAUGAUGAUGGCAAGAGCACGCUGGAAGCAAGAGAUUGUUGCUCUACAUCCUGUGAGGCUGAAUUUAUGGCAGAAACUAAGGCUGCUAAACAGGCUAUUUGGCUCCAAGAACUCCUGGCUGAAGUCGUUGGAAAGGAUUGCCAGAAGAACGAGCAAGUUGAAGUUGAACAUGUUCCUGGGACCGAACAGAAGGCCGAUAUACUAACCAAGCCUCUCGGAAGAAUCAAAUUCAACGAAAUGAGAAGUCUUAUUAGAGUUCAAGAUGUGAGUGAAGAAGAGUUCAAGCUUAAGGGGGAGAAUGUUAGGAUAAGCUUGAAGUGA